AUGGAGGGCUCUGCGGCGGAUGAUCUCGGAGCCCCGGAAUCAUGGGAGGUGGCCGAUUUGGACGAGACGGUGAGCCGCUUGAUGCUCAAGGACUCGAAGAAGAAGCAGCAGCCGGCUCAGCAGGAGCUGCCUGAUGAUUUCGCCCUGGGUCCAGGUGGCGUUUCGUCCGGCUCCGCCGAGUCAGGGGGAAGCAGAGUGUCGGAUGAUGCUAUCAGCCAGGUCGAUCAGUUCCUCAGGGAUGCCUUGCAGAACCCUCGUGAGCGUCUCUCUGUUCUAAGAAUGGAGCAAGACAUUGAGAAGUUUAUACGUGAUCCAACACAGAAGCAAUUGGAAUUUCAGCAACUGCCCACUUCAUACUUGAGAUUAGCUGCACACCGGGUGGCACAGCAUUAUUCACUUCAAUCAAUGGUUUUGUUGGACAACAGUUUGCCUGAUGGUUCCGGUUCAAGAAUUAUUGUGCAGAAGGCUUCUGGAUGGAGGCUUCCUUUGAUUCGCUUAGCUGACAUCCCUGUGAAUUUGCCAUCUGAAGAUGGUAGUGUCCUGAAGGUUGCAAUUAAGCAGAGGCCACAGAAACACCCUCACAAUGCCAACAAUCCGAACUCAAAUUCAUCAAAAUCGAAUAGUUCCAAGAGUAUGGAGGAAAGGAAAGAGGAAUACAACAAGGCACGAGCUCGGAUAUUCAAUUCCACCAAUCAUAGUGGUAGUUCUACUAUGAAGGCAGAAACUCAACCAAGGUCACAGGAUAACACAAAGAAAGGUUCGUUUGGUCCAGAGAAGGCACAUGAUAAAUCAGGUUCAGGGAUUUCUGAUAUUAAUUCUGGAAGAGGUGUAAUUGAACCUUCUACAAGCACCAGUGGAUUGUCUAGACCCAGGAUAGAAAAGGAGCCAGUUGGUAGGCCUAGGCAAAAUAAUAGGGUGGCCAUAUUCCGGGAUCGUGAAAUUGAGAGAAAGGAUCCUGAUUAUGACAGGAGCUAUGACAGGUACACACAAAGAUUUGAUACUGGAUUUGGCUACAGUGGAGGGCCUUACACAAUCCAACCUAUGUACGCCCCUGCAUUGAGCUACAACACUGAAUUUCCGCAACUUGGAUCUGGUCACAGACCGCAGAUGCCUACAGAACACCAGCCACAUCCUCUCACACAACAUAUAGCUGGGCAAUGGGCUGCUCCGUCUGCCCCUGCUGGAUUAGGGUAUGGUCAUCCGGACACUAUGAUGCCACCUUAUAGUCCGCAUCAUGUUGGUGUACGGUCCAACUCUGCUCUAUAUCUGCACCCCUCUCAAUAUCCCUGUCAGCGCCCAGGAAUGCCUUUCAUCGGGCCUCAUGACCAUGUUCAACCUUUUGCACAGUCUCAUCAACAGCAAUCUGAUGGCAGUUUUGGUUUAGCCCGGCCCCGGUAA
This is a messenger RNA of Linum trigynum, 1398 nucleotides long. NCBI's taxonomy places the organism in Eukaryota, Viridiplantae, Streptophyta, Magnoliopsida, Malpighiales, Linaceae. The record is from the annotation of a GenBank genome assembly.